This is a messenger RNA of Racocetra fulgida, 352 nucleotides long. The record is from the annotation of a GenBank genome assembly. Lineage: Eukaryota; Fungi; Glomeromycota; Glomeromycetes; Diversisporales; Gigasporaceae.
GCUGUAAAAGUGCCACCAAUAUAUCAUCGAUCUAUAACACAGGUUGCUACUGUGUUUCCUAAUUGCGAAAUUACAUAUCGUCCUGCUAGUGCAGUAGCAAACAAAAUGUCAUAUAUAGGGAAUGGUAUUCGAUCUUCACCUUUCUCACAAACAUUUACUACAUUUGAGGAGGAACGGACGAAUUGGCCCGUUGAAAACGAAGAAGAAGAAAUUUUAAUGUUUAAACAGAGAACGAUUGAAAGCUCAUCAAUGUAUGACAAACUUCAAAUUCUGUUAAAUGAUUUAUCAAUUUGGCAACCUAAAAAUAAUGGUCCGGGCAACAAUGAAAUUUCAUCCACACCACCACCAACAC